GGCCCGCCCAAGCCAGUGCACGAGCCGCCUCCCCAGGCCAAGGAGGGCUUCACUAGAGACACGGGCGAGGAUUUCGUACUCAUCUGCCCAAGCUGUGACGAAGAGCUUGCCUACGAUCCCGACGUCGAGGAUGAGAACGGGCCACCUACCAAGAAGGCGCGCACCCGCAAGGACAAAGCUGAGCAUCACUUCUGGGCUGUCAAGGCCUGUGGUCAUGUCUACUGUAAGCGCUGCUACGACAACCGCAAGCCCAGCGCUAGAAACCCCGUGAAGGUUGGUUUCAAACCCCCUCCAACCGAUCAGCGAAAACUCAUGUGCGCUGUGGAUGGGUGUGAGAGCGAGGUUAGUACUAAGACCGCGUGGGUUGGCAUCUUUCUGUGA
This is a messenger RNA of Pseudomassariella vexata, 381 nucleotides long. RefSeq lists its product as uncharacterized. Gene Ontology annotation, molecular function: ubiquitin-protein transferase activity. The annotation marks the transcript as partial. The record is from RefSeq and is a predicted model, not a curated record. Gene Ontology annotation, cellular component: SUMO-targeted ubiquitin ligase complex. Lineage: Eukaryota; Fungi; Ascomycota; Sordariomycetes; Amphisphaeriales; Pseudomassariaceae. The transcript has 2 exons.